Molecule: messenger RNA, 833 nt
Organism: Mytilus californianus (California mussel)
Lineage: Eukaryota; Metazoa; Mollusca; Bivalvia; Mytilida; Mytilidae
Product: ficolin-1-like
Exons: 3
Coding region: 277-774 (165 amino acids)
Source: RefSeq, a predicted model, not a curated record
CAGAUUAGGGUGAGAUGGUAGUACCAGUGCGUUCCAAUAUUGGUAAACACAGUCAAGGAGUAUCAUAUCGGAAUUCAUAACGAGACAAAAACUUGACGUUAAGCUCAGUUAGAAUGAACUUGCACCAGCUAAAAAAUUGAGAUUGGUUGAUUGUUGAUUGCUUAACGUCCAUCAGUAAAAUAGCUGGAAAGACAAUUUACUUUUACUUUAAUACAAUAUUCAAAGUUUUUUUUUAUGUUUUCGUGUAUUAAUUUAUAUUAGGUGUUUCAAAGGAGGAUGAAUGGUAAAGUAAAUUUUUACAGAGAUUGGAAAGAAUAUAAAGAAGGAUUUGGAAGUCUGCAGAAUGAAUUUUGGUUAGGCAAUGACAAACUCCAUAUGCUGACGGCACAAGGGAAAUAUGAACUGAUCAUAACCAUGGAAGAUUUCUCCAAUUGGAACCGUUAUGCUAAAUAUGAUAACGUUAAAGUAGGCGAUGAGAAAUCGAAAUAUGUGUUGACCUUUGGUACUUAUAGGGGCGAUGCAGGAAAUUCUCUUUCCUAUCAUAAAGGUCAAAAAUUUUCGACAAAAGACCAGGAUAAUGAUACUCAUUCUGCAAAUUGUGCAACCAGUUUCAAAGGAGGCUGGUGGUAUGAAAGAUGUCAUGGUGCCAAUCUGAAUGGACUCUACCUGUCCGGAAAACAUUCUUCUUAUGCUAAUGGAAUAAACUGGAAGGCAUGGAAAGGCUACCAUUAUUCACUGAAAACCACAGCAAUGAUGAUAAGGAGACUAAAAUAAAAGAAAAACAUAUUUUUGUUUCGUCUGCAUGAAAUGUUGAAUAAAAAUAUUCUACCAUA